Molecule: messenger RNA, 1064 nt
Organism: Hibiscus syriacus
Lineage: Eukaryota; Viridiplantae; Streptophyta; Magnoliopsida; Malvales; Malvaceae
Product: transcription factor MYB74-like
Exons: 2
Coding region: 282-956 (224 amino acids)
Source: RefSeq, a predicted model, not a curated record
CUAUUUUUUAAGCUUAUUUUUCCAAGAAAAAUCAAUGGGGAGAACACCUUGCAGUGACAAGAAUGGCCUCAAGAAAGGUCCCUGGACUCCCGAUGAAGAUCUUAAGCUCAGCAGUUAUAUUCAGAUUCACGGCGCGGGAAGCUGGAGAAACGUCCCUAAGAAAGCUGGUAUAUAUAUAUAUAUAUAUAUAUAAACUUUGGUUUUAAUACAGGUUUUAAUAAUGGUUUUGUUUGAACUGUUUAGGGCUGCAAAGAUGCGGGAAGAGCUGCCGUCUAAGGUGGAUGAACUACCUGAGACCGGAUAUCAAGCGGGGGAGGUUUUCGUUUGAAGAAGAAGAGACUAUAAUUCAACUACACAGUAUUUUCGGAAACAAGUGGUCGGCGAUUGCUGGUCGGUUGCCGGGGAGGACCGACAACGAAAUCAAGAAUUACUGGAACACUCAUAUCCGGAAAAGGCUUGUGAGGAAUGGGAUCGAUCCCAUAACACAUGCGCAACGCCUUGAUUUGCUCGACCUUUCUUCCAUUUUCACCUCUACCUUGUGCAACCAAUCUUUUCUCAAUCAGUCCAACUUAUUAGACGCACAAACUCUUUUAAAUUCAGAGAUGCUGCUGCAAUAUCUCCACCAAAACCAGUUUUGCAAUUCUCAGUUUCAGCUUCAGCAUCAAGCUCCCAUUCAAAGCCAAUCUAAUAUGAUGACAAACUGCAGCAUUUUCCAGGAAAUUUUGACGGAUUAUGGUAAUCCAGCGGCUCCCUUUAUAUCUGAAAAUCCGAACUCGUUAUCUCUGGCUGGCAGUCAAAAUUUUAGUUUUGAUUCUGUGAGGUUGACGCCAGAAACUAGUCCGAUUCCUUUGAAUUUAUCAUCUACAUUUAUCAACGACAACAAGGAGAUAGAAAGAUUCGAUGAUUUGCUGGAGUUUGAAAUUCCAGAGGGUUUGAGUAUUAAUGAUUUUUUGUAAAUUAUUAUAUAUUUACAUUAUUUAUAGCUUAAAUCUAGAGUUUGGAUUUGUAAAAACACACCAUCAUUUUUUGUAAUUUUGGUUUGUUUGAUUUUAUUUAUUUAUUUA